UUGGACUUGGGAGAACUGGAGGAAAUAGAAGAGGACACUGGUCUGGGGAAUAGAGGCCUGGGGAGGCUGGCAGCCUGCUUCCUUGACUUGAUGGCCACAUUGAGUCUGGCAGCAUAUGGCUAUGGAAUCCACCACGAGUUUGGGGUUUUUAAACAGAAGAUUGACAGUGGCUGGCAAGUAGAGGAGGCAGAUGACUGGCUGCGCUAUGGCAACCCCUGGGAAAGGCCAGAAUACAUGUGUUCUGUGCACCUCUAUAGGAGAGUGAGGCAUUCCCACAAGGAGGUGAGGUGGAUGGACACUCAAGUUCCUACCCCAGUGUUUCUCAGGAAGCACAGAAUGAGUGCAUUCUUUGAGGGGAAGGAGCUCUGCUUGAAGUAGGAGUACAUUGUGGUGGUUGCCACCCUACAGGACAUUAUUCGCCACUUUAAGUCCUCCAAGUUUGGCUGCCAGGACCCAGUGAAAACCUGUUUUGAAAUAUUACCAGACAAGGUUGCCAUUCAACUAAACAAUACCCACCCAGCCCUCACCAUUUCUGAGUUUGUGAAGAUCCUGGUGGAUGUGGAGAAAGUAGAUUGAGACAAGGCCUGAGAAAUCACAAAGACCUGUGCAUACACCAACCACACUGUGCUGCCAGAGACCUUGGAAUGCUGGCCUAUGUCCAUAUUUGGGAAGCUGCUGCCAUGGCACCUGGAGAUCAUAUAUGCCAUCAACCAGAGGCACAUGGAUCAAGUGGCUGCCCUGUUCCCUGCGGAUGUGGACCGGCUUCAGAGGAUGUCUGUGAUUGAGAAAGGGGACUGCAAGUAGAUUAAGAUGGCCCACCUGUGUGUUAUUGGAUCCCAUGCUACCAAUGGGAUGGCUAGGAUCCACUCGCAGAUAAUGAAGCAGUCAGUCUUUAAGGAUUUUUAUGAGCUGGAGCCAGAAAAGUUCCAGAAUAAGAUGAACGGCAUCACGCCUCGAAUUUGGUUGCUCCUGUGUAAUCCAGGGCAAGCUGAUACCAUCAUGGAGAAAAUUGGGGGUUUUCUGACUGACCUGAGUCAAUUGAGGAAAUUGCUGCCCUUGGUCAGUGAUGAGACACUCAUGAGGGAUGUGGCCAAGGUGAAGCAGGAAAACAAGUUGAAGUUCUCUGCCUUCCUGGAGGAGUACAAGGUUAACCCUUCCUCCAUGUUCAACGUGCACAUGAAGAGGAUUCAUGAGUAUAAGUGGCAGCUGCUGAACUGUCUGCACAUCAUCACCCUGUACAACCGAAUAAAGAAUGACCUUGCCAAGGCCUUUGUGCACAGAACUGUCAUAAUUGGGAGUAAGGAAGCUCCUGGAUACCACAUGGCCAAGAUGAUCAUCAAGCUGGUCACAUCCAUUGGUGAUGUUGUCAACUAUAAUCCAGUUGUGGGCAAGAGGCUCAAAGUGAUCUUCCUAGAGAACUACCGAGUAUCCUUGACCAAAAAAGUGAUCCCCACUACUGACCUAUCACUGCAGAUCUCCACCGCAGGCACCGAAGCCUCAGGUACAGACAACAUGAAGUUAAUGCUCAACGGGUCCCUCACCAUCGGCACCAUGGACAGUGCCAAUGUGGGAUGGCUGAGGAAAAGGUGGGGGGGAUGGUGGGACCUCUUCAUCUUUGGCUUUUGAGUGGAAGACGUCCAGGCCCUGUACUAGAAAAAGUACAAUGCCCAAGAGUAAUAUGACGGUCUGCCUGAGCUAAGGCAGGCUGUGGAUCAGAUCACUAGUGGCUUUUUCUCUCCCAAGGAGCCAGACUGCUUCAAGGACAUCAUCAACAUGCUACUGAACCAGGACAGGUUCAAGGUGUUUGUGGAUUGUGAAACAUAUGUGGCAUGCCAGGCCCAAAUCAUCUCCUCUCUGCAGAACCGCAAGAAGUGAACCAAGGAGGUCAUCAGGAACAUUGCCUGCUCAGGCAAGUUCUCCAGUGACUGGACCAUCACGAAGUUCACCCAGGAUAUCUGGGGCAUGGAGCCCUCUGAUCUACAGAUCCCAUGCCCCAGCAUCCCCAGGGACUAG
Molossus molossus (Pallas's mastiff bat) is the source of this 2013-nucleotide messenger RNA. RefSeq names its product glycogen phosphorylase B (gene PYGB). The record is from RefSeq and is a predicted model, not a curated record. Gene Ontology annotation, molecular function: pyridoxal phosphate binding; glycogen phosphorylase activity. Gene Ontology annotation, biological process: glycogen catabolic process. Gene Ontology annotation, cellular component: cytoplasm. NCBI's taxonomy places the organism in Eukaryota, Metazoa, Chordata, Mammalia, Chiroptera, Molossidae.